GAUACGUAUAGAUUAUAAGCACAGUUCGGUUGGCAUCAAUUCCGAAACUUGAACCCACGUCUCUUUCUUCUUCUUCUUCUUCUUCUUCUUCUUCUGUAUCUCCAAUGGCUUCCACGCUUCCCCUAACCCAAUGAGUCAAUGACCUUCUCUGGUUUGCCCUGUUCCAGGGCUUCUCUUCACCGCCGGAGACACUCCAAUUCUCGCCGCCGCCCCAACAGAGCAGCUCCCUCCACUCCACUCCUGCGUUGGAAGUUCCACGACUCCACCGCCGCCGAACCUUCCGGAGGCGUUCGGCUCUCCUCCAGAAAGCUCGCCGCCGGCCUCUGGCGGCUCCGCUUCAACGAGGUUUCUGUUGCCGAUGGACCUUGCGAUCGCCUUCGUCCGAAGAUUGAACUUUCUUUGCCAUAUCCCGGUUGUGUGGUGGAGAAAAAAACAAAGGACGAUCGCGGGUGCUCAAAAGCAUCUGAUGAUGCCUAUUACGUCUUCAGCCGCAAGAAGAUGCUUGCGGAAAAACAAGGUUCUAGCAUGUCUAUUGUUUCGGCGCUGCAAGCAGAACUAUUGGUAGCGAGAUGUCGCAUUCGUGAGCUUGAAGCUACGAAGAAAUCAUUGAGGAAGCAAGUCAAACACCUCUUGAAUAAGCUCGAAGAGGAAAGAAUUCCUUGGCAGAGAAGAGAGCAACUCAAACAUUAUGCAGCUACUGAUGAAUUAAGGGGAGAAUUAAUUAGGGAGAGGAAAAGUCGGAAGAGAAUGGAAAUUCUCAACACCAAGUUGGUCAAUCAGUUAGCCCAUGUCAAAUUAUCUGCAGAGCAAUUAAUGCAGGGUUACGAGGAAAAGAAGAAAAGUAGAGAGCUAGUGGAAGAUGUUUGUGAUAAACUAGUUAAAGAAAUUGAAGAAGACAAGACCGAAGUUGAGAGACUAAAGAGGGAAUACAUAGAAGUUCGUGAAGAUUUAGAAGAGGAGAGGAAGAUGUUGCAGUUAGCAGAGGUUUGGCGUGAAGAACGGGUCCAGAUGAAGUUGCUUGAUGCAAAACUGAUUCUUGAAGACAAGUAUUCUAAGAUGAACAUGCUGAUAACAGAAAUAGAAAAUUUACUAGGAUCAGCAAGUUGUUCUCUAGAUGUGGAGGAGCUAAGAAAAGCUGAAGAGAUCCUGCAGGCCGCAGCAGAGUCAUUGACCAUUCAAGAUAUCUUUGAGGAAUUUUCGUAUGCUCCACCGAAAUCGAAUGACAUUUUCUCUAUUCUGAAAGAAAUGCAAGAAUUUGAAGGUUGUGAGAGGGAGAUCGAACCCUGCAAUAGACACAGUCGCGUGAGCCACGAUUCUGAAAUGGAAAGUCCUGUGAUAAAUGGACUCAGUAGGAACCAUCUUCUGCCAUAUUCGAAUUGCCUCAGCGACUACAACAGUGCUUUAGAAGAAGAUGCCGAGGUCUGUGAUGCUGUGAGUCACGGAGAGUAUCAGUGUUCUAGGCAUUCACUAGAAGGGUUUAAUUCCUCCCUUAAGAAGGUCAAUCCAAAGAAAAAUGAUUUGAGGAGCAUAAAUGUAUCUAAUGAAGAUGCAGAUCAAUGUUCUCCUAUUAACGCAGUCAGUGAUAUUUCUGUAUCAACAGACAAACUGAAGGUUUGGAGAUCAAAACCAUCCGAUGGUACUUCUAAGAUAGUUUCCAAUGAGGGUGACAAAAGGCUUUCAAAUGGGACAAUUUCUUGUGUGGAAUUAACUUCACCAGAUAGGCAGUUGGGUGAGGGUGAGCCCAGGCGCCGCGGGAAGUGGAUCUCAGCAGGCUUGGCGAAUCCGCACAUAACUCGGGGGAUGAAAGGAUGCAUUGAAUGGCCUCGGGUGAUUCAAAGGAAUGAACUGAAGGCCAAGGUUUCAGAAGCAAUGAUUGAAAGCCAGAAAUCUCAGUUACGCCACAUUCUUAAACCAAAGACUUAAGUGAGCCAUGUACAGAUUUUAUUCAAGUGUAUCAUAAUGUAAGAAUCUAGCUCUUCACCUCUCACGAAUAGUUUAAAGUUCUAUUAUUAGCUACUUUUUACAUUUUAAAAGUUUGAGGGAAGAACGUUAGAACUAUAAACAGAGACAUUUCACUUAAAACUCAAAAUGGUUUAUGGCUUCAUACAAAUAUCCGAGGCAAUUUCAGAUCUUUUAAUUAUUCUUUAAUAAAU
Molecule: messenger RNA, 2153 nt
Organism: Morus notabilis
Lineage: Eukaryota; Viridiplantae; Streptophyta; Magnoliopsida; Rosales; Moraceae
Product: gamma-taxilin
Exons: 2
Coding region: 139-1923 (594 amino acids)
Source: RefSeq, a predicted model, not a curated record